This is a messenger RNA of Alternaria arborescens, 315 nucleotides long. RefSeq lists its product as hypothetical. The coding region runs from base 1 to 315 and encodes 104 amino acids. The transcript has a single exon. Gene Ontology annotation, molecular function: DNA binding. The record is from RefSeq and is a predicted model, not a curated record. Lineage: Eukaryota; Fungi; Ascomycota; Dothideomycetes; Pleosporales; Pleosporaceae.
AUGGACGCUCGUGAAGCAGCCUUACAAUCAGCUAUCAGCGAUCUCAACACAGGUGUUUAUUCUAGCCAGCGAGCUGCAGCUAAGGCGUACGGUAUCCCUCGGUCAACUCUCUCGACGCGCCUAAAUGGCGUCACCAACAGACGCAUUAGCCAUCAGCACCGGCAGCGGCUGACCCCUCUACAAGAGGAUUUCCUCGUUGACUGGAUCCUCGAAGAGGACGCUCGCGGCUACCCCCCUCCACACGCGCGCGCGCGAGAAAUGGCGAAUCGAAUCCUGCGUAUAAAUGGCGACGCUCAGCCUGUUGGCAAGCUCUAG